UUUCUCGCGCAUGCGUAUUGUUGAUGACUCGCUAGCUUCGUUAGCCAAGUAGAUUGGUUGAUGUCCUCCCUCCAACCUUUAACUGUCUGACUUUAAGUCAGUACAUUAGUCUGCUGUUGACAAUCCUUCGUUAUUCCACCAUGCUACAAUUCCUGGCUGGUUUUACUUUGGGGAACGUUGUGGGGAUGUACCUGGCUCAGAACUAUGAGGUUCCCAACAUAGCCAAGAAAAUUGAGGCCUUUAAGAAAGAUGUGGAGGCCAAGAAGAAGCCCCCAGAGUGAGGAAAGCCGGACCAUGUCGCAAGAAGAGAUGCACUCUGUAGAGAAACUUAUUUAUUUUACAGGGAUAUAAUACAAUGAGUGUACAUUUGAUAAAAGGAUUGAUAUUAUGAAAUAUAUUUGAGAAUAUUAACAGUGCCUGGAACCAUAUUUGUUUCUUCCCUUUAGUUUUAUAGGCAUGUUCUCAUGUGGCCUAUUUUUAUAAGACAAAUUGUGCAAAGACUGGAUUUAAAGAAUGUAACAAGUGACUAAUGGGAUCACUUCAAGUCCAGUAUCAUGGCACUGUUGACUGGUGUUUUCUAGGAUGCACUGUGGUGUUUUAACUUGCACAUUACGUUCAUAUUCUCAACAUUAGGUGUAUAUUAAGUGAACAUUAAAAGAGCUUCUCUGUUGUCGCCCACAAAGUUUAAAGGUCUCCUUCACAAGCUUCAAGUGUAUCAAUAACUGCCAACUUUCGACACAAGUGUAAACACAACUCUGGAUCAUUCAGCUUACAAUAAAGUUGCUGUAUAUGAA
Messenger RNA from Anarrhichthys ocellatus (wolf-eel), 794 nucleotides. RefSeq names its product short transmembrane mitochondrial protein 1 (gene stmp1). The transcript has 3 exons. Gene Ontology annotation, cellular component: respiratory chain complex. NCBI's taxonomy places the organism in Eukaryota, Metazoa, Chordata, Actinopteri, Perciformes, Anarhichadidae. The record is from RefSeq and is a predicted model, not a curated record. The coding region runs from base 141 to 281 and encodes 46 amino acids.